AUGUCUCUCAGCGGACCCGGCGGGCCCAUUAACCCAGAGGAGACGGAUAACUUCGAGGAGAUCGAGAAGCAGUUCGCUGUCAAAGGUGCGGCACGGAUCAUGAUCCUUCUCGGAGAAAUAUGCAGCGAUUGAAGCUGACGUGAAAACUGCAGUGGUUGAGCACAUGUCAACAUACUGGGCCAUUCUCGAGAAGCUUCCCGGAUCAAAGCUUCGUCUGACAAAGAUGGACGAUGAAAUCUUGGAACACUUCAACAAGGACUUUCCUGACUUCGACCUCAAGGCGACGAUCAACGAGGAAGAGAUGAAGAGCAAGGAAGGAAAGGAGAGGUGGAGGAACUUCAUCAACCAGUACGAGAAGAAGAUUGAGGAUUUCAACUUUGGGACUAUGUUGAGAGCCAACCCGGCUUGGGAGUAUGGGGAGAAAGAGACGAUAUUUGGUGAGUGCUGCCUUCAGAAGGAUAUGCACAGGCUAUUGACUGACUUGCGAUUCCAUAGCUGUCCGAAUGCAAUUCUAUGCGAUCGAGAUUGCGAGGUACGUCCAGUUGUCGGAAGGCUUGUUUUGAGGAACAUGCUGACAGAGCGUGCAGGAAUCGCGCCGGUCUGAACGACUGGAUCUAUGAGAAAGCCCAGGCGAAUGCAGGCAAAGCCUCAUGA
This is a messenger RNA of Lecanosticta acicola, 654 nucleotides long. The record is from the annotation of a GenBank genome assembly. Lineage: Eukaryota; Fungi; Ascomycota; Dothideomycetes; Mycosphaerellales; Mycosphaerellaceae.